Messenger RNA from Diachasmimorpha longicaudata, 5127 nucleotides. RefSeq names its product ralBP1-associated Eps domain-containing protein 1 (gene Reps). Gene Ontology annotation, biological process: endosomal transport; clathrin-dependent synaptic vesicle endocytosis. The record is from RefSeq and is a predicted model, not a curated record. Gene Ontology annotation, molecular function: molecular adaptor activity; calcium ion binding; protein binding. The coding region runs from base 274 to 2151 and encodes 625 amino acids. Lineage: Eukaryota; Metazoa; Arthropoda; Insecta; Hymenoptera; Braconidae. The transcript has 9 exons. Gene Ontology annotation, cellular component: cytoplasm; plasma membrane; presynaptic membrane.
GUGUGAAAAGAAAAUAUGGCGGCGACAUAGUGUCUGAGACUCCUGGGGACUCCAAAAAAGCUAGAAAACCCGUGAAAAUCCCAAGGAACCUAACAAAAGCAUAAAAUCCCUGAAUCUCCGAUCCCCACCAUAAAAACCGAAAAAAUUUUCCUCAACAAAAAACCCUCAAAAUUAACAAAAAAAUCUGCUCCAAAUCCACCAGCACCAACACUUCUCCCCUACCUCUCCCCAAAAUAAUUAGUAAUCUUCGAAAAAGUGUAGUGAUACUAAAAAAUGAAUUGGGAGCUAAUAUCCGAAGUGAAUGAUCAACUGACCGAGACUGAGUUGCGUUACUACAACGACAUAUACGUCUACUGUUGUGACAGUUCAGCAUCAGAGAAUGUUCCAGCUCUGACAGCAGCAGAGCUGUACCGUUCGGCAAAUCUUCCCCGGGAAGUGACCCUUAGAAUCCUCGAAAUAUGUUCAGGCCCAAAAUCGAAUAUUCAAAUGACUCGUAAGCAGUUCUACUGUUCCCUGAAAUUAGUGGCAGCUCAUCAAUCGGGUGUCGACAUAAACAGAGACUUAACCCCAGACUCUCUGAGUAUGAUAAUGUCGUUGCCUCGAUUUUCCUGGCCAACAUCGGGUGACGAGGACACAAAGGCCCAGAAAAUAACGUCGAGAUUGCCGGAGAGUACGACAGAGAGUGAGAGUGAUGCUGAGUCCCCGAGGGAGACUGGUGGUAGCACAGACUCACCAACUCCAACCAACAGUGUUACUCAAGAACGAAUUGAUGGUCUCCUGGGGUCUGAGACUAUUUUAGAUUCAGCUUCGGGCAGUUGGCAGGGCCUCCUGGUGUCGGAGGAGCAGAGGCAGCUGCUGGGAACGGAGGAGGAGAGUUCAGAGAGGCACAGCAGCGAUGAUGAUGGCACCAGUUUUCCUCCUGAGGAGGUUUGGGUGAUAAGUGAUGAACAGAGGGAUUAUUAUGCAGCUCAAUUUGGCAAGCUACAGCCUGAUCCUGAUGGUCUGCUGGCUGGAUCAGUUGCCAGGACAUUUUUUGAAAAAUCAAGACUACCAGUGGCCGAACUGAGACGUAUUUGGCAGCUUGCUGAUGUCACUCGUGAUGGAGCACUGUCAUUGGCUGAAUUUUACGUUGCAAUGCAUCUUGUUGUAUUGAGGAGAAAUCAUGUACCUCUUCCUGAUGUUUUGCCAGCGAGUCUGGCUGUUUCGUUGGGUGUCGCUGGUGGGGCGACUGUUGGAGCACCUCCACCUCCUCCACCGCCACCACCACCGCCAACACCACCAGAAACUGGGAAAGCAGAGGGAGUUUUACCUGCUGGACAGGGAGACAAGAGCAAAGAGUGGACGAAAUUUGUGGAUUCACCCACUGGUAGUGGUUCACUCACUAGUCCUGGGCCUAAACCUGUUAAUUUUGAUUUUCAAAAGAGUGCAGUUGAGAGAGAUCCCAAGAUUUUACAUCCUGUACCUUUGAGACUGACACCUGAAGCUGCUAUUCUCGCAUCUGGUGCUAAUGGCAGCAAUGGAGGAGUUAUUGGUGAUGAUGAUGUACUCAGUGUGGGAUUGGUACAGAGGGUUGGGGGAAAAAAACUUGAGGAGGGAAUUGUUGUGACACCUAAAAAGGAUCCACCACCACCGCCACCACCUAGGCCUUAUCGAACACACACGAGGAGCUCUAGUCUUGAUCUUAAUAAAUUAGGAAAAAAUGGACAAAAUUUCUUGGGAGCACCACCAUCAGUUCCACCAAGAGUUUCACCUGGAUCUAGCUCACCAAGAAAAUUAGUUGGCCAAAGAAGUGAGUGCGACAAUCACAGAACAGUCAGCGAGAGUCAAGGAUUUGUCGCUGAUUUUUCACACUUCUCACCAAAAGGUGAUGACAAUACUGGUAAUGCUGAAAGUGGUACAACAUCCCAGAGUCAACAGUUUGCUGGACACUGCGGUGCAUUUCAUAUCUAUAGGAAGCCUAGUCCAAAACGUGGAGAAGGAGAGGAUGAGAGCGGAAAAGACGACACAGACAGCAGCAAGCAACUGACUCUCGAGGAAUUACGUGAAAAAAAUGCAGAAUUGCGUUCGGUUUGUGAGGAAUUGACUCGUGAAUUAGCUAGUGCAUUACAAGAAAGAAUUAAUCUCCGUGCAAAAUUACUUCUCAUAACUUGAUCAACAUUCAUAUAUCCAUGCAUUCAUCGCAGUGCUCGUUCUCUCUCGUCCUAAUUUUAUUUUUUAAUCUCACACACUUUCCUUCCCAAAUUUUCGGUGGUAUUCUAAUAAUCAAGCAUUAUAUUUUACUUUAUUUGCAUUCAUACGAAGGAAGAACGAAGAAUUUUUACUUGGGCUUUGCCAAUUAACGUUCCAAUUGAAGACUAAUAUAUCAGAUAAAUGGAGGUAGUAAUGCCUACGAUUGUAUAUCAACUAAUGGCUGUGUUUAAUAUCUAAACAUUUUUUAGAAGAAUUUCAUUUAUUUGCAGUCCUUUUUAUUUUUUUAAAUCAUUCCACAAUUAGCUGUAAUGAAUCAUGAUAAAAUUAGUGAAUUAGUCAUUGUUAUUAUUUCAGUAGAAUUGUCGUUAAUACAGUAGUAGUACAAAAAUUUAUGUUCGAGGUAUUAUAUUUUUAAUCUGAAAAAUGUUUAGAUUUACAAACGGCCCAGUCUCAAUUUUUUGGCUCGAAAAAUUAGAAGAAAAACUUGAGCCAAAGGCCAAAAAUUGUAUUUUCGUAACUCUUAUUACCAGCGUGUAAUAUCAAUCAAAAGUAUAACUUAUUGUAUUCGUUGUACCACUGACAAAAAAAUAAUGCGAAAAUAUUGAUAUUCGCUGUUAUAGAAGAAUGGGAAUGAAUUAAUAAUUAUCGCAUUUUUUUCAACUGUUCAAAUGUGAUUGGAAUAUGUAUAUAAUUAUUAGAGAUGAAAUGAAAGAUAUUAUAGAGAAAAUAUGUUUCCAAUGGAGGAAUUGGCUUUCUGUACUGCGACAUGCAGCUGAUUAAUGACUAACGAAUAAACAGCUGUCUCUGACAAAUGACUGGAUAAAAAAAAUUGAAUUUGUUGAAUCGAAUGGAUUUUUUUCCUAUUAUAAAAAGGAGACCCGUGUACAGAUCGAUAUCGAUAUUUCUCGAAGAAAUAUCUCGAAAAUGCGUAAGCGUAAGACAGAAACCGAAGCGACAUCUGUCGAUUAUAUUAGUCGCACAUUGGGCUGGAACAAAUGAACCGGUAAAAACCAUCACAUUUGGCAACGUGUUUGAGUGUUUUUAUCCUAUUAUAAAAAGGAGAUAAUUUAUAAUCGUGAAACAUCAUGACAUCUCCACCUAUUAAAUAUACGACCAACAGAGCCAUUGAUCAUUUCAAUGUUGCAGCUACACUCAUGAAAAUCAUCGGCUACGUCGACUGCAUUGAAGGCCUGAGAGAGUUGCCAAAGUCUCCAUCUAAGUGGAUUUACAAGUGCAUUUUAAAUAACAAUGAUGGCAGAAGGGUUCGCAUACUUUGCUCGGGGGAUGAUGCUCUCAAAUACAAGGAUGAGAUCAAGAUGUAUCAGGGAACCUUGAGGGAAAAAAAAUAUCAACGAAUAAAUAACAUAAAUGCCCAGUUCAGUUUUCUAGAUAAUAAAAAUCACUGGAGGGAUUAUUAAAGCGGCCAAUCCACAGUAUCGGCGAUCAACGGACACUGUGAGCGACAAAGAAUUUCAAUUUGCACGUAGGAGCACUUUCGACAUCUUUGGCACAUUUAACAUUACGAAUGGAGCUGACAAUGGAAGGUCGAAGGUCAUCUCAUAUAAAAAAUUGAGAUGGAGAAAGUUUGUGCUGCUCGCGGGCCAGUCCAGAUCACUGGAUGGCUCAAAGAGCCAUUCAGAAGCAUUACCAUGUCCUGACUGAGGAUGUAGCCCUCAAUGAAGAUGAGUUGGAUGAUGCUGUCGAAGCACCUCCUCUCAUUCUCAAACGAGGGGCAGCUGAAUCUGCAUCUGGAGAGGCGAUGGACGUCGCGAAUAAGAAACUGAAAGCUGAAUAGCUUUAAUGACGGGCUAUUUACUCUGGAAGUUCAAUUGCAAAAUUGAAAAUUUUUUCUAUAACAAGUUCUAAACUGUUAUUUUUUCACACAAAAAUUGAGUUCUAUAACAAGUUUAACACUGUUAUUUUUUUACGCAAAAAUUGAAUUCUAUAACAAGUUUAAUACUGUUAUUUUUUUACACAAAAAUGAAACAUUGACAAGCUUGAGCUCUUUAAGAAUCUGAUUUUUUACUUUUAAAGACUGCCAACUUCAUAGCAGUAACGUUAAUACUCAUUUAGCUUUAACAACCAAAACAGAUGGAAUUAUAAUAAUCUAUUCAUGAACAUUAGUAUUUAUUCAGAAUUUAUUUCAAUAUAUGGCCCUGUUUUUGAAGAAAAAGUAUUACUAAACAUUUGUAUUUUUUAUAUAUAACAGAGAAAACUGAAGACUAAUUAAUUUUAUGAUUAAAGUAGAUAAAGCUCUCCGGAAUCACAGAUAAGUGAUACAAAGGAUGUAUUCAUGUUAAUGUUUGUUCAUAGUUCUUAACAUAUGUUGUAAUGUCAAUUAUAAUUGUUGGAACAUUAUUUUUGUUUUCAUUUCAAAAUCCGUCCCACUCCUGUAAAUGUUUAUUGAACGCAAGUGGCAUAGGUUUGGAGUUAAUGGUUUCAUUAAUAAAAAUUUAAAACGCGAUUUUUUUGCAGACAUUCAGUUUGAACCUUCCCUACGGUUGUAAGUCGCAGGUAUACACCUUAGUGCGGCAACAAUGUCUCCUGCACUACUACUCACGAAAAAAAAUUCGCAAGCAGCGAUGUUCUUGGUUAUGUGAAGGGAAUAAAUAAUCUCAAUCGCAUAAUUUGAUGUUCACAAAUAAUUAGAAAAUCUUUAAUUAUUAGAUUAGAUUAUUAUGAGACUAAGAACGCCCUCUUCCUGACUUGACUGAUUGCUGUCGCUAUUAUAGCUAAAUCUCGAAUUUGCGGAAAUGUUCUCGAUUCUGUAUACCGUAUGCUGCCUCGCACUGUAUAGUAUAUGCAAUCUUAGAGCAAUCGAAAUAUAUUAAGAUUUUCCCAAUUGUCUUUUUCCAUGAGUUUUAAUUUUAACUUCGAAGAUAGAAUAAGAGCAUUCAUUUUCUAGAGUUUUCAAUUCUUAUGAUUUGGAAAAGAUGG